Molecule: messenger RNA, 4707 nt
Organism: Syngnathus acus (greater pipefish)
Lineage: Eukaryota; Metazoa; Chordata; Actinopteri; Syngnathiformes; Syngnathidae
Product: EMILIN-1-like
Exons: 13
Coding region: 386-3859 (1157 amino acids)
Molecular function (GO): protein binding
Source: RefSeq, a predicted model, not a curated record
UGAUGUUGUAGAGGAGGAGCAGCUGGACUUGGUUGAGUCUCUCGCAACUAUGUCGCAACCUUUUCUUCUUUUCUUUGUUUCGAAUGAGACAUAGAUUGUUCUGAUGGGGAAAAUCUGUCGGGUUUGGUCGGAGUAAACGUGGAGAACAGGCGGGACUCGGAGCGGAUCAGAUGAGUUUAAACUGUGCGUCAAGUGGGAAUUUUGGAUCAGCAUCACGAAAAUGGACCAAGGUCGAUAGAACGAACUUUCUUUUUUUCACUUAAAAAAAACAUCGCCGUCUAUUAUUGUUGUCUCCAUGGAGCCGGGAUGUUCAUCAACAGUUGAAUCAGCCUUCCCAAACUAAUUUGUAACGAUAUCCUGUAUUGAUCGGGUAUUGAUCAACGGGAUGGCACUUCUUUUGCCUCUGCUGGCUCUCUUGACCUGCGUGGACGCCAAAAGCGCGUUCCCGCUCAGGACCUCUUAUAACCUAUACGCCGGCGGGAAUGCGCACUCUCAAGGUGCUCGAGUCGCCAGCAGACACAGGAAUUGGUGUGCAUACGUGGUAACAAAGACCGUAAGUUGUGUGGUUGAAGAUGGAGUCGAGACAUAUGUGAAACCAGACUACCAUCCUUGUGCCUGGGGCAGCGGUCAGUGCAGCCGUGUGGUCGUCUAUCGUACCUACAUGAGGCCUAGGUACAAAGUAGCCUAUAAAAUGGCAACGCAGCUGGAGUGGAAGUGUUGCCAGGGUUACAGUGGUGACAACUGUAGCAAUGGUCCACUUGGUGGGACAGGAAGCACCAAUAGGCCUGAGCUCCAUCCAGGACAUGGAAGAAAUGGAAUAAACACUGGACAGGGAGGAGUCAAUACUGGCUUUGGACAGAAUGGAGGCCACAGUGGAAGAGUUGAUAAUGAAAAGAUGAAGCUGCUGGAGGAAAAGAUUCAUACCCUGACUCAGACUUUUGAGGACUUGCAGUCUACCAUCACCUCUAUGAAUGAGAACUCUCACGGGAGGGUCAACAAACCUGGUCUUAAUGGCAGCGGUGGUAUAUCCUCCGGAGCAAGAAACCCUGCUGAUGCAGCUCAACCAGAGAUUAAAGACACAAUCCACAGCAUUCAGACCAAACUGGAUCAACUUGACAAUCGCACACAGGCUCAUGAUAAAACCCUUGUAAGCAUCAACAAUCAUCUCGUGAAUGGAAAAGGAAAUGAUCUGGAAGGAGGUCUUCCUGGAGGAAGUUCGAGUGGAAAAAGUCUGAACUCAUUGAAGGAGGAGAUCCUUGAGGAGCUUGAGAGAAGGGUUUCACUAUCGUGUUCCUCCUGUCAGGCUGGUGUGAAGGACCUGCACGGGCAGCAGCAGGAAGACCAGGAAAGAAUCCGGGCCCUGGAGAAGCAGCUUAAUGCAAUGGAUGUUCGUUAUCAACAGGAAAUUGAUGGAUUGCGGCGGGAAGUAGCGAGCUCAAAAAGAUGCUGUGACAACAUCAAUGACCUCCGAAACCGCGUCACAGAUGCUGAGCGGAAGAUCAGCACAGCAGCAGAAAAUGUUGAUGUCCUGCACAACCGCCUGAACAACGAGCUUAAGGGAGGAAGUGGCAGCAGUAAUAAGGAUGGAGUCUUCAGAGGCGGGGAGAUUGGUGCUGAAGGUGGACAAAGGGUUAGUGGUGGGGCUGUAGUGGUAACUGAGGAUAAACUAAAUAAUCGACUGAAGGAUUUGGAACGACGGGUCAAUGGGACUAUGGAGCAAACUGAACAAAGUUGCGCGUAUUUGGAAAAUGAUUUAAAGGACUAUUUCCAGAGAGAACUUGGUGACCUUCGGACUGUGUUCCUGGACCGCUUUGAUGAUCAGGCCUUCAGGAUUACAGAUGUGGAGCUGGAUGUGGGGCUUGUGAAGCAAAGGGUGAAUGAACAUGACAAGACACUAUCAAAACUAGAAAACAGAACCUCCCUCUUGAACAGGAAACUGGAGGAGUGUGGCUGUCGAAACAUGGCAGGAGGAGAAGUAAUAAGAGGAGAGGGGAAUGGUGCAGGCAACGCUGACACUCCUGGUGGUGGCAGUAACACUGGGGGGGGCAGAGGUAGCACUAGUGGUGGCAGUGCUGGCACUGGUGGGAGUCAAGGUAGUAUUGGUGGAAGCAGUAGUGGCACUGGUGUAGAUGGGGUAAGUGGGACUGUGGGAAGAGGAGAAUUACCGGGAAUAGGAGGAGAAAAAGAUAACACAACAAGGAAAUCAUUGGAGUGGAGAGUGAUUGCCAAUGAGGAUCAAAUCAGACAUUUUAACACAAAACUCAAAGACCUAUCUGUGUCUGGAGACUCUCUUAUUGAUAAGGUUGUGGACCUGAGCCAUGACAUCCGUAAGAUUAAGGCUUUGACUGGUGCUCACGGUGAACACUUUAACCGCAUCGUGACAGAGGUGGAGUUACUUGGGCAGGACUGCGAAAUCUGUGGGACAGUGAAGAAUGAGUUGCUGAAGCUGCAGAAUCAUUCCAAGGAUGCACUUGGUCGCCUGCAGAACCACAUCAACCGACUUCAGCUGAGUGUGAACUCUGGGAGUGCGUGCAACCGGAUGUGCUCUCAUUUGCAGGAUGAAGUUCGUCUUCUGCGAGAGGAUGUCACACGCUGCACCAAUAAAUGUGGCGGUUCUGGUAACACGGGUUCAACCAAUGAAAAUGGAGGUACCAGAGGUGAUGGACCCCGUUUGGACGGUGAGCGACCUUUAGAUGGCCACAGUGUGAUAGGAGGCUACAUUAACAACAACCAGAUGAAGACGUUGCAAGGUGAAUUGUCUGGAGUUAUCCUGACCUUCAGCUCUAUAAACGACACCCUCAAGGGUCUUGAACACACUGUACAGAAACAUGGCAGCGUCAUCACUGACUUGGGAAACACAAAGGAUAAGAUUAUCUCUGAACUGGACAAAAUACAACAGGAGGUGACAGAACACAUUGAGGAAAGUCGGGACCGGUUAGAUGGAAUGGAUCGAGAUCUCAGACGUUUCGAGAGCACAAUACUAGUAGAGAUGGGUGACUGUAAGAGAUCAGGUGAUGGGCUAGAGAAGAGGCUGUCCAAGCUUGAAGGCGUCUGUGGAAGGUUGGACGGAGUCUAUGACUCCAUCCACAAGAUAAAAGAAGGACUUAACCAACAUGUAUCAAGCUUAUGGACAUGUUUUUCGGGUCUAAACAACUCAAUUAUUCAUCAUGGCGAAAUCCUGGACUUUGUUCAGAAGAACCAGGAUGAUGUUCAGAGCCGGAUAAAGAACCUCAACUCCAGCUUGAUUCACAUCUCGAAAGAUACGCAGAGUUUUUCAGACCAUCCCUUGACUGGCCCGCCUGGACCUCCUGGAGAGAGAGGCUUCAAUGGGCUGCCAGGUCCCCAAGGGCCACCUGGACCAUCUGGAAGACCCGGAGAAAGUGGAAUACGUGGCCUGCCAGGACUACCAGGUGCUGAUGCUCAUAUACCCAAAUUGUCCUUCUCUGCUGCCCUUACUGUUCCCAUGGAGAUUCCAGGGACCAUUAUCUUUGACAAGAUCUUUGUUAAUGAAGGUGACUUCUAUGACCCCAGAACAGGUAUUUUUACUGCCCCAGUUGAUGGACGCUACUUUUUCAGCGCCAUCCUAACAGGCCACAAGAAUGAGAAGAUAGAGGCAGUUCUUUCUAAAUCCAACUAUGGCAUGGCCCGGGUGGAUUCUGGUGGCUAUCAGCCUGAGGGUCUGGAGAACAACCCUGUGGCUGAAGUUAAAACCUCUCCAGGCUCUCUUGCUGUUUUCAAUAUCAUCUUGCCCCUACAGACUCAGGACACAGUCUGCAUUGACUUGGUUAUGGGAAAACUGGCCCAUUCUGUGGAACCACUUACCAUCUUUAAUGGGAUGCUUCUCUAUGAAGAUAUGUGAUGGCUUCUUGUUGAUGUCUGAAAAAUUUCAGACACUAAAUGACAAGGACAGAGUACCUGAAUAAUGGAGUUUCCAGAUAAGUCAAGACAAGCCCACAGGAGGCAGCACCAAAACAAUGAUAUCACUUUGGUAUUAGGAAGUGACCAACAACUUUAUGUUAAGAGUAAAAGUUCAAAGUAUUGAGAAGUUUUAAUUUUUAUAAUGUAUCAGAUUAUGUGACAACAAACUUGGUUAACCAGUUUAAUGUGAUUGUCCUCAAAACUUACUUUUCUGCUCAGUAUUGGUUUAUAUAGAUAAAUGCAGUACACACCACAAGUGUGUAUAUCUAGAGGUUAAUGUUAAUUAUAAUUACAAUGUGUUAAUGUGUUUAAAACCUACACCUAUGUAGUAAGCAACUUUAUGUUAAGUGUGGUAACUUGAGAACAUGCUGUGGUCAACAAGUUUAUGUUUUUGGACUUAUCAUUCUCAACUUUCACGGGACUUUAUAUGUCUAUGAAAUUUCUGACAUCUUUGUUCAGUCUGAAAGCAAUUAUACUCCAGUUUGUACUGGUAAGAGUUUCUCUUUUGAAUGUUUUAUCAUACAUUGCACAUUUUUGGGUUAUUUUGCGUUUCCAAAUGUCUAUAUGUCACCCAUGAGACAUACUAAUUUUGAUUAACAAGUAAAGAACAAUAGAAUCUAGUAGUAUUCUGUACUAUUUGGUUAGUCUCUGCAGAUGGUUACUAGAAUUUUAAUGUACUUUUAAUGUAUUAAGAGCACAUUAGAAUUACUGCCUCACAAAAUGGUAAAAUGUCUUUGUUUUGUCUUAAAGAGAAUGUAAGGUAUUAAAAAUUUAAAUAUUUAAUGCAAA